AUAAUAUGUAUAGAUUACAAUGAUGCAAUCUGUCCCACCCGUGCCGCCCUGGGAAUGACAUGAAAGCAUGGCCAUGGCCGAGCUGCCGACGGGAGCAAAACCAAGACAACUAUUGGCAAAUUUGGCAGCAAGUUCUUCUACAGGCUUUGUUGUCAGCUCUUUGAGCCAUCCCAUAGACACGCUGAAGUGCCGUUGGCAGGUAGCCGGAGCCUCAGAACAUGCGAACACAACUAUUGCACUUGGACAGAGACCAAUUUGAAGGGCAUGCGGCCAAGGCCGGCAAAGCUUCCCAAACACGGCAUGUAAAUGUAUUUGGUUUUGCUCGCUUAGUCCUAUUGCAGGAAGGUAUCUUCACAGGCCUUUGGAGGCCAGGGCUAUUACCCAAUGUGGUUUCCAUGGCAUGCUGCAUUGGGCUGAGGAAUGGCCUGUAUGCUUCCUUCCGAGAUGGUUUUUGUCGAUUGAGAAGAUCAGCGACAGGCAAUGCUGACAAGGCCGGAGCAGGAGGCAUGUUCGUCGCAGGGCUGUUCUCAGGGGCGACUGGCUACAUUAUUGCGUCUCCUUUGCUACAGGUCAAGACUCAAAUGCAAGCUGAAGCGGGAAAGAUCGGGCCAGACGGAUUGUAUGUCACUGGUCUACUUUGUGGGCGUGCUCCGACAUACCAAAGCACCUCCAAGGCGCUGAGAUCGCUGGUGGCUUCAAGUCCAGGGCCGUUGCAUGCAAUCCAGACCUUGUGGCGUGGUGCUGGUGUGAUUGUAGCUCGUGGUUCUACCUUGUCUGCCUCUCAACUGAUGGCGUAUGAUCAGUCGAAGACGAAGCUCAAAUCGUCCCUGCCUGAUGGCCCGUGUUUACACUUAAUAUCUUCUACGAUUGCUGCUGUUGUGGGCACCACGUGCCACAUGCCCUUUGAUGUGGUACUCACUGUGUACCAGAGCGCACACAGCUUGGGUGGCGAGCGCUUGGCUCGCUAUGGUCGCCACGGGCCAUUGGGCUGUGCAAUGGCCUUGGUCCAAGAGUCUGGACCCUUGGUUUUGCUCCGUGGAUGGGUGCCUGCUUUCCUCCGUCUUCUUCCAGUGACCCUGUUUUCCUUUGGACUUUAUGAGCAGCUGCGACAGCUAUUUGGAAUUGGUUGCAUGGACUGAGUGCAAGCGGACUUGUCACAAUGGCAAUUGAGUUUCACUCAUUCUGCGCGUUUCCUCAGAUCUCCGGUCUGACUGGUAUGUUUCACUUGCACGGUUACACAAAACGGGGGUUUGUAUUACAAACCUUCUUUGUCCCUGUGACGCAUGACAGUGACCUUCCCGGUUCCUGACUGGGAUCGCAAUGGCAACAAAACUGACAAGCCAAUGACCAUCUUGCC
This is a messenger RNA of Durusdinium trenchii, 1357 nucleotides long. NCBI's taxonomy places the organism in Eukaryota, Dinophyceae, Suessiales, Symbiodiniaceae. The record is from the annotation of a GenBank genome assembly.